This is a messenger RNA of Pelobates fuscus (common spadefoot toad), 1992 nucleotides long. RefSeq lists its product as uncharacterized. Lineage: Eukaryota; Metazoa; Chordata; Amphibia; Anura; Pelobatidae. The transcript is spliced from 6 exons. The record is from RefSeq and is a predicted model, not a curated record. Bases 408 to 1208 code for a protein of 266 amino acids.
CGCGUGAAGGGAUAAAGCGCCCGGAUGAGGAGCAGGUACCAGGACCUCACGUUUGAGCCCCUUAGACAGACGUCUGAACUUGUGCGCUGCAGUAAUUAUAUCAGAGAGCAUAUCUAAACCAACAGCAUCAUGAAGAACAAGGAGCUAUCUAAACAAGAUCGGGAUUUAGUAGUGGAGAAGUAUCAAUCAGGGUUGGGUUAUAAAAAAAUAUCCCGAACUGUGAACAUCCCCCGGAGUACCGUUCAUUCUAUUAUUAAAAAAUGGAAAGUGUAUGGCACAACUGAGAAUCUGCGUAGAGAAGGCCGUCCACCAAAAAUCGGUAACCGGGUAGAGUUUGGGACGCCCCACUCUGGUAAAGCAUAAAAACCCCUGUGAGCUUGGGAUUGAGAUUGGUGUGGAAGCACGUGAUGCCACGAUCAAAAGAAAUCUCUGAGCACCUCCGCAAUGCAGUGAUUGCUGCUCAUCAGUCCAAAAAGGGCUACAAAACCAUUGCUAAGACUUUGGGGCUGCACCUAUCCACUGUCAGAGCAAUUGUUUACAAAUGGAGAAGGUUCAACACCACAGCCACUCUACCCAGGAGUGGUCGCCCUGCCAAAAUGUCUCAGAAAGCAAUCCAGCAAAUCCUCAUCAACGAAGUCACAAACAACCACAGGGUAUCUUCAGAGGAUACGCAGGACCAGAACAUGCCUAAGUGCAUUGUCAAAGAUUGCCCCCAUAAAACUGGAAGGAAGCCCGAACGCCCUACUGUUGUGUUUCAUGCCUUCCCAAAUAAUCUUGAUAAAAUAAAACAGUGGCUGUUGCAGACCAGACAAGACUUUGGAGACCUUGAAACAUUUGCCAUUGAGGUCCUUGAAGGGAAAAAGAGUGAAAAGCAUUGCUUAUGCUCAGAGCAUUUCACAAGUGACUGCUACAUUUACCAAGGCAGCAAAGUCCUCCUCAGCCGUGACGCUAUACCCACCAUAUUCCCUGGGGGAGAAAAAAGUGGCACCACAGAAGAAUGUGAGGUUGGACCUCCACGUAAAAGAUACAGAAGUGGCACCCCAGAAGAAUGCUCGAUAUUCAUAGACGCUUUAGGAAUACCAUCACACACUAGGCAUGAAGAUGCAAGCACGCAAACAGAUCCUCAUUUUGGACAUAAAGAUGUUGGAACAAAGACCAGUGCUACGCUUGGAAAAAAGCAUGCAAGCACGCAAACAAAAGGGAUUUAAUUCACAACUUCGAAAUGUGUGUCCUUGGGUGACAAUACAGGAUCCAGUAAGGCUGAGAACAGUGGUCCUGUUAUUGUCAGAUAAUAGUGACAUCAAUGUCCUAGUCACAGAAUCCCUCUCCGGUCAGCUGGUAAAUGUUCUCAAGGUCCUCCUAGUGAAGUCAUCUGUUAUCAUGUGCAGGGGAAGUGUUGGGUGACUUAAGAUGGGGUGAAAUUUUAAAUAUUCUAGAGGACAUGUUUUGAAAUGACCAUGUCAGAUAACGUCAAAGUGUUUGGAUAAAGUCUUAAAAAUCUCAAACUUUCUUCACAAUCUUCAGUUUGAAUUGGAGCAAAAUUCCUUAAAGGAGCACUAUAUGGUCAGGAAUACAAAUAUAUAAUCCUGACCCUAUAGUGUUAAAAACACUGUUUAGGUGGCUGGCCUCCCCCUCCACCUUAAAAUGGUAAUAAACUUACGUUUAUUACAGCACCUUGCAGGUCUGCCGGCAUUUGGCUCCACCCUUGAUCCGCCUCCUUGGCUGAGAAUUGGUAAGCAUUGGAUUGGCUGAGAUAGUCAAUUCUGAUGGCGCUCUGACCCAGGAAGCACUUCUAGUGGCUGAGUCUGAGUCUGCCAGUGGAGGUGUCCCUAAGCUGUAAUGUAAUUUCUUUGAAAAGGCAAUGUUUACAGCAAAAAUUCUGCAGGCACUGAGUAUACACACUAGAACCAGUACAUUAAGCUGUAGUUUUUCUGGUGACGAUAGUAUCCCUUUAAAUUGAGACAUAAAUUAAUGCUUUUUGGUGGAGAGAAA